Molecule: messenger RNA, 3189 nt
Organism: Amphibalanus amphitrite
Lineage: Eukaryota; Metazoa; Arthropoda; Thecostraca; Balanomorpha; Balanidae
Product: glutaminase liver isoform, mitochondrial-like
Exons: 13
Coding region: 193-2748 (851 amino acids)
Biological process (GO): L-glutamine catabolic process
Molecular function (GO): protein binding; glutaminase activity
Source: RefSeq, a predicted model, not a curated record
GAGUGGCGGUUUCUGAUUGGUGGAGAGCGGGGGCCGGUCCGUAGGGGGCGGGGCGUGUAGUUUAGUCGCGUGGCGGCCCUACGGCCCCCGAGGCUCACUCGCGGGGACGGCAGUCUCGGGAGCGGCAGCGGUCCCAGUCGCUGGCUCGACUGAGAGGACUAAUCCGCGCCAGAGUCCGACCCCAGCCCCAACAUGGUCCAGCCCCGCGACGCAGAGGUCGGCGAGCCGUGCCUGUCGCGGGCCCUCUCCAAUGGCGACACGAACGGCAGCCAGGAGCAGGACGAGCGAGAGCCCUCGCCGGUCCCUCCGGAGGGUGAGGGAGGUCCGCGCAUGGGGCGUCGGCCGUCCAACUCGCGCAUGCAGCUCCGCUGGCAGCUCAGUCGGCAGGAAUCGCUAUCAUGGUCGUCACUCUUCUUGGAGUCGUCCUCCCGAAAGACAUCAACCGUGGAGCGAAAGACCACGCCACCCGUGAGAAUGAACAUCGACAUGGAGUCCAAGCUGCAGCGCAUCAAACAGAAAGGGCAAAACCGGCACACAUUGUCCCACGUGGAGGACAAGUUGUGCGAAAUGUACCGCGCCUCUGACGAUUCCGGACGAGUAAACGUCACUAAAUUCCUGGAGGCGCUGGCAGCCGUGGGUCUGCGCCAGACAGACCCGCGCCUCACAGAAAUGAAGCGCUCCAUUCUCAGCGUGCAGUCCUCGUGCGCCAGAGACUCGCGAUUCUGGUCCAACAACGGCCUCUGCUUCGACGAGGACAUCUUCAAAGGGAUGAUUAUGGACAACAUCGACAUCGUCAACAAGGCGCUGACAGGAGAGAUGGUGAUUCCACAGUUCGAGACAUUCUGCGCGCACAUCGAGGAAAUAUACGAAACCUGCCAAGAGUUCCAGGACGGCAAAGCGGCUUGCUACAUCCCGCAGUUGGACAGGGUGGAUGCAGAGCUGUGGGGCGUCUCGCUGUGCACCAUCGAUGGACAGCGCUACUCGGUCGGCGACGUCGAGGUCCCCUUCACCAUCCAGUCGGUCAGCAAGCCCAUCGGAUACGCCAUCGCCUGCGCCGACAACGGACCCGACUUCGUUCACAAGUAUGUGGGCCAGGAGCCGAGUGGUCGCAGCUUCAACGAACUGUGCCUCGACAACAACAACAAGCCACACAACCCGAUGAUCAACUCGGGGGCUAUCAUGGUCUCCACUCUGCUUAGGCCGGAGUUGGACAUUGCCGACCGGUUCGACUACAUCUUCAAGAAGUACAAGAAGAUGACGGGCGGCGAGUACCUGGGCUUCAACAACGCCAUCUUCCUGUCAGAGAGGCAGGCGGCCGACAGGAACUUCGCGCUGGCUUACUUCAUGCGCGAGUACGGCUGCUUCGCCAACCAGAACAUUGACCUCGUCAGCACGCUCGACUUCUACUUCCAGAUGUGCUCUCUGGAGGUGACGUGCGAGUCUGCCGCCGUUAUCGCCGGGACUCUGGCCAACGGAGGGGUGUGUCCCAUCACCGGCGAGGCCGUGCUGGACCCGGAGGCCGUGCGGAACACGCUCUGUCUGAUGCAUAGCUGCGGCAUGUACGACUACAGCGGACAGUUCGCAUUCAAGUGCGGUGUACCGGCCAAGUCGGGUGUCUCUGGUAUCAUUAUCGUCGUCAUCCCUAACGUGGUGGGAUUCGCGCUCUACUCGCCUCGUCUCGACGCCAUGGGCAACUCAGUCAGAGGCGUCAAGUUCUGCAAGGAGCUGAUCCAGAAGUUCAACUUCCACCACUUUGACAACAUGUCGGCCAGCACGCCCAAGCUGGACCCACGGCGGACAUGCGCCGAGAAACGGGCCGACAUUCUGUACAGGGUGCUGUUCGCGGCGGCCGCCGGCGAUCUCACCGCCAUCCGCCGAUACUGCAUGAUGGAGGUGAACCUGAACGACGGCGAUUACGACGGGCGCACGGCGCUGCACCUGGCCUCGGCAGAGGGUCACCUCAAGGUCGUCAAGUUCCUGGUCGAAAAGUGCAACGUACUCGUCGACCCCAAGGACCGCUGGGGUAACGUUCCCCUAGACGACGCCAGAAUGGGCGGCAACUCGGAGAUCGUCUCCUUCCUGAUCCGAAAGUACAAGGAGUGCCGCAACAUGCCGAGCGAGGACGACCCGAGCAACGGUCUGGACUUUGAGCCGGAGCCGUCCCUGUCGCGGCGCUCAAUGCGACAGCAGCAGGGUGGCACCACCGACUCUGAUCAGGAGCUGGACGUGCUGCGCGCCACGGAGACCAAGCUGAACAACCUGGCGCUCUUCGAGGCGGCCAGGACGAACGGCACGACGAACGGCACGGCCUCAGCGGUACCGCGGCUGGCGCUAAACGGAGAGAUGAACGGGGAAACAAUGACCCGGUCGCGGACGGCAACCCCCGAGAGGAGGCUGGAAAUAAAGACGGAAACGGUCGAGCGUCAGCCGGACCCGAAGCAGCCAGAGUCGGACCUGGAAAUCCAGAGAAAGCCGGAGCCCCACCCGGAGCCGGAGACGGAGAUGAGAAACGGACUCGGCGACCUGGAUAUGGAUCCAGAAACCCCUGAGGAAAAGUUAGAGCACGCACCACAGCUGAUUUUCGAGCCGAGGACUGAUGAGAAAUCUCUGAAACGAGCGCAGUCUGUUCAGUCAUCCAGAGCGCCAAAGCUGGUGACGGUUCGCACCGUAAGCAUAGGCCAGCGGAUGCAUCGAUCGCAGUCUCACGUACAGAGCUCCAGCGACCACGAGCUCAAAACGCGAGAAUAAGGAUGAGAUGGUGCUAUACGAACACUUGUUGCUUACGUUUCGUGUGAGGCUAAGGGAGACGCAUUUGUGAAUCGUUGUGAACAUUAAGGGGCUUCUCAUCAGUCGUUGGCUCCAAUAUGCAGCUGUACUUUGUGCUCGGGACUGUCAGGGUGUCUUACAAUCGCAUAACGAUUGUCAUAUCAUUAUAGUGCUUCGAGGUAAUUGUUAGAUGCGGACAGAUUCCCCGCAUAGCAUGACUUCGUGGGCUCAAAUGGUGGGGUAUUGCGUUUAUGGAAACGGAAGAGGCCGCCGCCGGUGGGUGCAAUCGUCGUCGCAUUACGAGAGUGGAACGUUUAGCAGUGUCAGACCCAUGCAAGGGGCUCGCGCAGGCGCCAGCCACUGCAUGGAGGCAAACUGUAACAACUGUGUACUUAUUGUGUAAAUAAAUGACUCACGUUUCUA